CAAGUAUUCAAUAGUCGCUCAACGAUUAUGACGUAGUUAAUAUUAAUUGUUAUGAUAUAGCUUAGUAAUUACAUAUUGUAUUAAUUUCUUAAAUCAAUAAUUAUUAUUCUUAUUUAUAAUUAUAUUCGUUUAACAUUAUAAAUGUAAGUUAAUCAAUAAUUAGCUUUGAUUUGACACAUCGAUAAAAUUGUAUAAAAAGGGUAGAUAAUCAUUUUAAGCAUUCAUUAUUAUUCGACUUGUUAACAACGUUACGCUGUUCAAAAAUAUAGACAGAUUGUGGUAAUCGCCUUGGCUAUUUUAAUUUAGAAACCCACCAGUGUUUUACAUCUCAGAAGUGGGAUUGUGCCCAAAAAUGUCUGGACCUUACUUAGAUGGUUUGGGCCAGCGCAAACGAAAAAAUAAUGAAUCAAGCAGCUCGGAAGAUGAAAACAGUGAUUUUUUUUUCUCUGACGGUGAUUGUAAAAAGAAACUGUACAAAAAACGACACGUUGCUCCCAGUGAUGCGGAAGUGAUCCCUAAAUUUCGACCGGAGGACACUAAUAGCAAUAUUAUAGGUUGGCUGCACAAAAUAGAUCAAUUGGGCGACGUUUAUGGCUGGGAUCACACCGAUCGAACAUUUAUUAUGCAAUUACGACUACGUGGCUCCGCCCGAGAAUGGUACGACGAUCUCGAUAAUUAUGACCUGACAUGGGAUGAAUGGAAGGAGAUGCUGCAGACUGCCUUUCCACGAUCGACUGAUUACGUGGACAAAUUAGAACGGAUGUUGGCGAGGACAAAAGAAGACAAAGAGAGUAUGACGAAGUAUUAUCAUGAGAAAUUGUCUUUAGUUAAGAGAUGUAACAUCACCGGCGAAGAUGCUAUCUCGUGUAUAAUUCGUGGACUACCUUAUGAACUGAGAGCCAACGCUAAAGCAUAUACUUGUAAUACUCCUGAACAAUUAUAUUAUGGCUAUUUAUCAUCAUUAGAAAAUUUCAAACGAAUGGAAACACAAACUGUGCGGAAAUCGACGUGGAAAAGAGGAACCAAUAAUGGUGCGCUAGGUUCAACAUCAAGCCAUCAGCUCCAGCCGAAGAUAUGCUACAUGUGUCGGCGGCCGGGUCACGAAGCACGAGACUGUAGACAACAACAGCACUGCGAAAAAUGUCGCCGUAACGGACAUACUACUGCAGCCUGUUGGUUUGGUGCUGGGACAUCGCGACCGCAAUUAAAUCAGAAUUUGGGGAUCAGCACUGGAGAACAGCAAAACAAGGACCGUGGGACACGGCCUACACAGGAUGGCCGAGUGUUAUCAAGUAUUCAAUAGUCGCUCAACGAUUAUGACGUAGUUAAUAUUAAUUGUUAUGAUAUAGCUUAGUAAUUACAUAUUGUAUUAAUUUCUUAAAUCAAUAAUUAUUAUUCUUAUUUAUAAUUAUAUUCGUUUAACAUUAUAAAUGUAAGUUAAUCAAUAAUUAGCUUUGAUUUGACACAUCGAUAAAAUUGUAUAAAAAGGGUAGAUAAUCAUUUUAAGCAUUCAUUAUUAUUCGACUUGUUAACAACGUUACGCUGUUCAAAAAUAUAGACAGAUUGUGGUAAUCGC
Messenger RNA from Melitaea cinxia (Glanville fritillary), 1576 nucleotides. RefSeq lists its product as uncharacterized. Gene Ontology annotation, molecular function: zinc ion binding; nucleic acid binding. The record is from RefSeq and is a predicted model, not a curated record. The transcript has 2 exons. Lineage: Eukaryota; Metazoa; Arthropoda; Insecta; Lepidoptera; Nymphalidae. The coding region runs from base 353 to 1303 and encodes 316 amino acids.